This is a messenger RNA of Sinocyclocheilus anshuiensis, 1307 nucleotides long. Its product is annotated as gastrula zinc finger protein XlCGF8.2DB-like. The transcript has 2 exons. Gene Ontology annotation, biological process: regulation of transcription by RNA polymerase II. NCBI's taxonomy places the organism in Eukaryota, Metazoa, Chordata, Actinopteri, Cypriniformes, Cyprinidae. Gene Ontology annotation, cellular component: nucleus. The record is from RefSeq and is a predicted model, not a curated record. Gene Ontology annotation, molecular function: RNA polymerase II cis-regulatory region sequence-specific DNA binding; DNA-binding transcription factor activity, RNA polymerase II-specific. Bases 25 to 1230 code for a protein of 401 amino acids.
UUACAACAAAGAAAAAAGCAGUAAAUGGAAUUGGUAAAAAUUUCCCAGAAUGCUUUGUUUUUUUAUGACCUAUUGUCAUUGAAAGAGGAGAGACAAGAAUCGGAUGAAAUCGAGGAGAAGGAUCAGUAUGUGGAACGUAGUAAUUCUAUAACUAGAAAAAAAUCCAUAAAGACUAAAAAGACUUCAUCACGAAAAAGAGCCCAGAACACCAAAUCUAACACCUGCCAUCAGUGUGUAAAGAGUUGCUGUGGAAAAAAAGUCCUUGAUGAACACAUGAGAAUUCACAUUGGAGAGAAGCCUUUCACCUGCCCUCAGUGUGGAAAGAAUUUCUGUCACAAAGGUAACUUUAUAAGUCACAUGAGAAUCCACACCGGAGAGAAGCCUUUCACCUGCCAACAGUGUGGAAAGAAUUUCCGUCACAAAGGUAACUUUAUAAGUCACAUGAGAAUCCACACCGGAGAGAAGCCUUUCACCUGCCAACAGUGUGGAAAGAAUUUCCGUCACAAAGGUAACUUUAUAAGUCACAUGAGAAUCCACACCGGAGAGAAGCCUUUCACCUGCCAACAGUGUGCAAAGAGUUUCAGUCAAAGCGGGCACCUCAUAACCCACACGAGAAUUCACACUGGAGAGAAGCCUUUCACCUGCCAACAGUGUGGAAAACAUUUCACUCAAAAGUGGAGCUUUUUAAAACACAUGAGAAUUCACACUGGAGAGAAGCCUUUCACCUGCCAACAGUGUGGAAAACAUUUCACUCAGAAGUGGAGCUUUUUAAAACACACGAGAAUUCACACUGGAGAAAAGCCAUUCACAUGUGAUCAGUGUGGAAAGAGUUUUGCACUAAAAGAAACCCUAAAUUCUCACAUGAAAAAUCACUUAGGAGAGAAUGGCUAUAUAUGUGAUCAGUGUGGAAAGAGUUUCAGUCAUAAAGUAAGCUUCAAGACUCACAUGAGAGUUCACACUGGAGAGAAGCCUUACGCAUGCUCUCAGUGUGUUAAGAGUUUCAGUCACAACGGGAACCUUACAAAGCACAUGAGAAUUCACACUGGAGAGAAACCUUACAACUGCAAACUGUGUGCGAAGAGCUUCUCACGACAAGGAUCUCUUAAGAGUCACAUGGUCGUUCACACGGGAGAGAAGCCGUUCACGUGUGAUCGGUGUGGAAAGAGUUUCGGACGUAAAGUAAACCUUAAUCAACAUGUGAAGAUUCACUUCAAGAGAGAGGAGUUUUAGAUGUUGUCAGUAUGGAAUCAUUUUUACAGACAGUAAAACCUUAUGCAUCAUGUAAUAACUGGAGAGAAGUGUGCCAU